This is a messenger RNA of Helianthus annuus (common sunflower), 876 nucleotides long. RefSeq lists its product as uncharacterized. The transcript has a single exon. NCBI's taxonomy places the organism in Eukaryota, Viridiplantae, Streptophyta, Magnoliopsida, Asterales, Asteraceae. The coding region runs from base 1 to 876 and encodes 291 amino acids. The record is from RefSeq and is a predicted model, not a curated record.
AUGGAGAAACUGAUGGAGGAUGGACCGUGGAUGAUUAGGAAUGUCCCGAUUAUUUUGAAUGAGUGGUCACCUUCGGUUAACAUUGUUAAAGAAGAUAUAACGGCUAUUCCUGUGUGGGUAAAGAUGCAUGAUGUGCCAUUGGCGGCGUUUACUGAGGAUGGUUUGAGUUUAUUAGCGUCUAAAAUAGGUGAUCCAAAAAUGUUAGAUUCGUACACGGCUUCUAUGUGUGCCGAAUCGUGGGGUGGAAGUAGUUUUGCUAGAGCUCUUGUCGAGGUGCAUGCUGGAUCCGAAUUAAAAAGAGCUGUGAAAGUGGCGGUCCCAAGUUUGGUUGGUAAUGGGUAUUCGAUGGUAGAGGUGAAAGUUGAAUAUGACUGGGAGCCAUUUAGGUGUGCUACGUGUUGUGUUUUUGGUCAUGAAAGUAAUCUAUGUCCGAAGAAUCCGAAGACGGUAGAGGAGGAUGGGGUCAAAAGUGAAGCUGAUGGUUUUAGGGAGUUUAAGUGUAAGAACAAAAAAGGUGGCCAGCAAGGGUUUCAGGUUAAUAAUAAGAAGCCGAAGAUGGUUUAUAGGCCGAUAACUAAAGCCAAAACCCAAGCGGAUAAAGCCUCUUCGUCUACUAGCCAGGUCAAGGUGUCGAACUCGUUUGAUGCGCUGCUAGAUGAGGAACUGGUGAAUAGAAUGGCCGAGUCUAAUGCGAGUCCGGUGCAACAAGGGAAGCAUAUUAAUAAGGGAAGAAACAGUUCUAAGGACCAGGUUAUUAUAGAUGAUAUAGGAGUUGAUGACCUGUUAGAUGAUAUUCUGAAGUUCAUGGAUAGGAAGAUGGAUGGUAAUAAAUCUGAGGGUGCAAGCACACCCGGUACCGGGGUUUCUAAUGGGUAG